GCCACACCGGAGAUGGAGGGGCCCAACAUGUGCGCGCUGCUUUCAUCAUGUUUCACUACCACAGAGUUGUGACAGUGGCAGACAGACCUUUUGGACGAGGAGGUGACUGAGUUCGUAAACCAGUCCUCAGUCGAGUCAGUAGUGUUCAAACAGUUAACACCACCGUGCUGUUUUGGAAAUUGCCGUGUUCUACUUCGACAUCAAGAGUAAACAUGGCAAAAGUUAACAGCGGCGCGUCUAGCUGCAGAGCCAUGGUCAUGGCCGGGCAGCUUUUGUCCAAGCCCUCGCCACUGUGCCAGCAAAAUGACCGACAUCAGAGAUUCCUGAAACUUCAACGCAGAAUGAUGGCCACCAACGCCGCCGGACGAGGCAGCAGAAUCACGGCCCUAGCCCAACCAGAGAUGCCCAGCACUGUGCUGCUGGACCGCCAUGGUGUGUCAAACCGAGCGCUUAUCUACCGGGACGUCAGGGCGUUUCUCAAUGAAGUUGGAGGGGAUCCCAGAGAAGCCCGUUACUGGCUCACACAGUUUCAGAGAGCAAGUCUCUCACAAGCGCCUGCGUUUGCGGUGUUGGAGGUGGAUGAGUCUGUGCUGGAGGACCGUGAGAUGCUGCAGAGCCUGGCCUUCGGGCUCUCCUUCCUGCAGCGGAUGGAUAUGAAGCCGGUGGUGGUGAUGGGGCUGCGGGGGGGCAGUGGUGAUGGUGGUGGGGUGGCGGAGGGAGACGCAGACGGAGAGGCCCGGGCGGGGCUGGUGAGGCGGUGCCAGGGGCUGACGGAGGUUCUGCAGAACAACUCGGCCAGCGUCAUGCCGUUCUUCAGCGCAGAGGCCCUGCUACGCGUGGAGAUGCCUCAGGGCAAUAGUGCCAGUUCUGCUUCGAUCUCUGUGGAUGUGGACCUGCUUCAGUGGAGCCUGGACUGCAGUGCCAUCCCCUUGCUGUGUCCGGUGGGUCGUGACGGCUCGGGUCGCUCCGUGCUGCUGGACUCGGUGGAGGUGACGGCGGCCGUGUCCAGAGCUCUACAGCCCCUCAAAGUCAUGUUCCUCAACAAGCACGGAGGCCUGCGCUGCCACACCAGCAAGGUGCUGGACUCGGUGUCCUUGCCGGGUGAUCUGCCGGUGUUGUCGGAGGCGUCCUGGCUGACGGUGGUGGAGCGGCGGCAGGUGUGUGCCAUCGCCCGGCUGCUCAACCAGCUGCCCGCCGAGUCCUCUGCCGUGGUCACCUCCGCCAGCACCCUCCUCACGGAGCUCUUCAGUCACAGAGGUUCUGGGACAUUGUUUAAAAAUGGAGACCCCAUUCACAAGUACAGCAGCCUGGAUGAGAUUGACCUGGACCGCCUCCUGUUGCUCAUCAACAAGUCGUUUGGCAAGACCCUGAAGGAAGACUACAUCGCUUCCCUCAGGGGACGCCUGCACUCCAUAUACCUCUCAGAGGGGUACAGUGCCGCAGCCAUUAUCACCAGGGAGAGUGUGAGCAGUGGCACGCCCUACCUGGACAAGUUUGUGGUGAGCAGCAGCAAGCAGGGCCAGGGUACGAGUCAGGUGCUGUGGGAGUGUGUCCGCCAGGACCUGGGCACGCUCUUCUGGAGGUCCCGCGCCUCCAACCGCAUCAACCCAUGGUACUUCAAGCACUGUGACGGCAGCUUCGCGAAUGGCAGCUGGACCGUGUUCUGGUUUGGCCUUUCGGACAUUCGGGACUCGUACGAGCUGGUGGAGUAUGCCAAGCGCAUGCCAGACUCCUUCCACCCCUCCGACUGCCAGGCCACCACCAUGGCUAUGGAGCCCCCGCCUGGCUCAUGAGGAGAGGGGGGAGGAGGAGGAGGUGGAGGCGGAGGGAGAUAAGG
Messenger RNA from Engraulis encrasicolus (European anchovy), 1837 nucleotides. RefSeq names its product N-acetylglutamate synthase (gene nags). The record is from RefSeq and is a predicted model, not a curated record. Gene Ontology annotation, cellular component: mitochondrial matrix. Gene Ontology annotation, biological process: L-arginine biosynthetic process; glutamate metabolic process. The transcript is spliced from 8 exons. Bases 213 to 1793 code for a protein of 526 amino acids. Gene Ontology annotation, molecular function: L-glutamate N-acetyltransferase activity, acting on acetyl-CoA as donor. Lineage: Eukaryota; Metazoa; Chordata; Actinopteri; Clupeiformes; Engraulidae.